Molecule: messenger RNA, 3624 nt
Organism: Cervus elaphus (red deer)
Lineage: Eukaryota; Metazoa; Chordata; Mammalia; Artiodactyla; Cervidae
Gene: MEIS2
Product: Meis homeobox 2
Exons: 12
Coding region: 1050-2483 (477 amino acids)
Biological process (GO): brain development; positive regulation of transcription by RNA polymerase II; embryonic pattern specification
Molecular function (GO): DNA-binding transcription activator activity, RNA polymerase II-specific; RNA polymerase II cis-regulatory region sequence-specific DNA binding
Source: RefSeq, a predicted model, not a curated record
UCCCGGGAUGUGUCUCCGCCGUACGACGGGCUAUGGCCACCACGACUUCCGGGUUCCGUCAUUUCGUUCUCCCGCCGCCGACCCGCGCCGCCAAACUGAGGCUCUUCUAUAAGCCAGGCAGCAGCCAACCUGCCAACACCUACUGACACUCACUCAUCUCCCAGAGAGAGAAAGAGAGCGAGAGAGAGCGAGCGCGAGAGAGCGAGCGCGAGUGAGAGCGAGCGAGCGAGCGAGAAAGAGAGAGAGGGAGAGACAAAAUACCUACCAGGAAAGGGGGGGAGGAAGUCCAAUUUUUGCAAACUAUUCGUUUUUUUUCUUGAUUUUUCCCCUCCUGCUUUCUUUGAACGAUACUUUAAAGAGAGAGGAUCAUAUUAUAGAUACAGCGGGGGCAAAGCUAAAAGAGGGGGGAGGGGGAGGAAAAAAUACAAGAAGCAGAAACCCCUCGCGGAGUUUUACUGGAAGAAAAAAACGGGUCUGAAAGAUUCCUCCUCUUCAUCAUCAUCAACCAUCAUUCAUUCACUACCUUGACAUUCCGGGCUUUGAUUGACAGCUGGAGUGGCAAAAAGCCAUGAAACACGACAGUUCGGUUACAUGUGGGCUGCUGACGGGCCGCUCGUAACCUUCAGUUCGGGGGCUUGACAAUUUUUUUUUCUUCUUUUUCUUCUUCUUUUUCUUUUUUCUUUUUUUUUUUUUUUUCCAACUGAGGGGAAGAGAAGAGAAAGAGGGGGAAAGGAGGACCGAAGAGGAGGAGGAGGGGAGGGGGGAGGAGGAGGAGGUGGAGGAGGAGGAGGAAGAUCAGGAGGAGGAGGAAGAAGAGGAAAAAAGAGAAAAAGAAGAAAUAUCACAGGAAAAAAAAAAAAAAAAAACUCUUCGUUGUCUUGCCUGGGCUUUUUUUUUCCCCCUAAAAAUAACAUUGGAAAAUUGGGAGAAGUCUCCUUGGUUUGGAAAAAAAAAAAAAAAAACAGGAAUCUUCAGCCUAGAUCACUUUCUUAUCCGGACUGGGAUAUUAAAUAUACGACACAUCCAGGAGUUUAUUGGAGCGCAGACUGAUGGCGCAAAGGUACGAUGAGCUGCCCCAUUACGGCGGGAUGGACGGAGUAGGGGUGCCUGCUUCCAUGUACGGAGACCCCCACGCGCCGCGGCCGAUCCCCCCGGUUCACCACCUGAACCACGGGCCGCCGCUUCACGCCACGCAGCACUACGGCGCUCACGCCCCGCACCCCAAUGUCAUGCCGGCCAGUAUGGGAUCCGCUGUCAACGACGCCUUGAAGCGGGACAAGGACGCGAUCUAUGGGCACCCGUUGUUUCCUCUGUUAGCUCUGGUCUUUGAGAAGUGCGAGCUGGCGACCUGCACUCCGCGGGAACCCGGAGUGGCCGGCGGAGACGUCUGCUCCUCCGACUCUUUCAACGAGGACAUCGCGGUCUUCGCCAAGCAGGUUCGCGCCGAAAAGCCACUUUUUUCCUCAAAUCCAGAGCUGGACAAUUUGAUGAUACAAGCAAUACAAGUACUAAGGUUUCACCUUUUGGAGUUAGAAAAGGUCCAUGAACUGUGUGAUAACUUCUGCCACCGGUACAUUAGCUGUUUGAAGGGGAAGAUGCCUAUAGACCUCGUCAUUGAUGAAAGAGACGGCAGCUCCAAGUCGGAUCACGAAGAACUUUCAGGCUCCUCCACAAAUCUCGCUGACCAUAAUCCUGCAUCUUGGCGAGACCACGAUGAUGCAACUUCCACCCAUUCAGCAGGCACCCCGGGGCCCUCCAGUGGGGGCCAUGCGUCCCAGAGUGGAGACAACAGCAGUGAGCAAGGGGAUGGUUUAGACAACAGUGUAGCUUCACCUGGCACAGGUGACGAUGAUGAUCCAGACAAGGACAAAAAACGUCAGAAGAAAAGAGGCAUUUUCCCCAAAGUAGCAACAAAUAUCAUGAGAGCAUGGCUCUUCCAGCAUCUCACACAUCCGUACCCUUCCGAAGAGCAGAAGAAACAGUUAGCUCAAGACACAGGACUUACGAUUCUCCAAGUAAACAACUGGUUUAUUAAUGCCAGAAGAAGAAUAGUACAGCCCAUGAUUGACCAGUCAAAUCGAGCAGGUUUUCUUCUUGAUCCUUCAGUGAGCCAAGGAGCAGCGUAUAGUCCAGAGGGUCAGCCCAUGGGGAGCUUUGUGUUGGAUGGUCAGCAACACAUGGGAAUCCGGCCUGCAGGUUUGCAGAGCAUGCCAGGGGAGUACGUUUCUCAGGGUGGUCCUAUGGGAAUGAGUAUGGCACAGCCAAGUUACACUCCUCCCCAGAUGACCCCACACCCUACUCAAUUAAGACAUGGACCCCCAAUGCAUUCAUAUUUGCCAAGCCAUCCCCACCACCCAGCCAUGAUGAUGCACGGAGGACCCCCUACCCACCCUGGAAUGACUAUGUCAGCACAGAGUCCCACAAUGUUAAAUUCUGUAGAUCCUAAUGUUGGUGGACAGGUUAUGGACAUUCAUGCCCAGUAGUAUAAGGGAACUCAAGGGAAAAGGAAACACACGCAAAAACUAUUUUAAGACUUUCUGAACUUUGACCAGAUGUUGACACUCAAUAUGAAAUUCCAGACAGCUGUGAUUAUUUUUUACUUUUUGUCAUUUUUCAUCAAGCAACAGAGGACCAAUGAGACAAGAACACAAAUGUGAAAUCAUGGGCUCACUGAGACAAUUCUGUCCAUGUAAAGAUCCUCUGGAAAAAGACUCCGAGAGUUAUAACUACUGUAGUAUAAACAUAGGAACUAAGUUAAACUUGUACAUUUCUGUUGAUCACUCCGUUAUGUUGCCUCAAAUAGUUUUAGAAGAGAAAAAAAAAAUAUAUCCUUGUUUUCCACACUAUGUGUGUUGUUCCCAAAAGAAUGACUGUUUUGGUUCAUCAGUGAAUUCACUAUCCAGGAGAGACUGUGGUAUAUUUUAAACCUGUUGGGCCAAUGAGAAAAGAACGACGCUGGAGACCUUGGUGAACGUUUGGCUGAACCUCAUCCCUCGGACUCCGGCUUCAAGAAUGUGUUUUCAUGCCCGGCCUUUGUUCCUCCAUAAAUGUGUCCUUUAGUUUCAAACAGAUCUUUAUAGUUUGUGCUUCAUAAGCCAAUUCUUAUUAUUAUUUUGGGGGACUCUUCUUCAAAGAGCUUGCCAAUGAAGAUUUAAAGACAGAGCAGGAGCUUCUUCCAGGAGUUCUAAGCCUUGGCUGUGGACAAAACAAUCUUAAGUUGGGCAGCUUUCCUCAACACACAAAAAAGUUAUUAAUGGUCAUAGUACCAGAACUAGGACUUUAUCAGAAACUCAAAGCUUGGGGGAUAAAAAGGAGCAAGAGAAUACUGUAACAAACUUCGUACAGAGUUCGGUCUAUUAAUUGUUUCAUGUUAGAUAUUCUAUGUGUUUACCUCAAUUGAAAAAAAAAAAAGAAUGUUUUUGCUAGUAUCAGAUCUGCUGUGGAAUUGGUAUUGUAUGUCCAUGAAUUCUUCUUUUCUCAGCACGUGUUCCUCACUAGAAGAAAAUGCUGUUACCUUUAAGCUUUGUCAAAUUUACAUUAAAAUACUUGUAUGAGGACUGUGACGUUAUGUUAAAAAAAAAAGUGUUAAGUCACAAAAUGCGGUAAUAAAUAUUUCAUUUUUGA